Molecule: messenger RNA, 702 nt
Organism: Aspergillus sclerotioniger CBS 115572
Lineage: Eukaryota; Fungi; Ascomycota; Eurotiomycetes; Eurotiales; Aspergillaceae
Exons: 3
Coding region: 113-589 (158 amino acids)
Source: RefSeq, a predicted model, not a curated record
AUGCUUUAUCUCUUGCGAUUCUUCUUGAAGAAGCUGAGUCUGAAACGGAUAAUGAUCCAGAAUCUAUCGACUGGAAGGCGGGGGUCCUAUUUAUGUUUCGCAAGAAGCUUCCAUGCCAAAGAAUCUCCCGUACUAUGCCUGUCAGCUGCCGAUCAACCCCCCUCAACAUACGAUGGCUUAUCGACUACUACCGCUUUCACAUCACUUUCAUCCAGUGCUUUUCCGGUUGGCUAUGCUGGAAUACCCAGCAGUGGAGACACAACUUAUCCACAACCUUCCUAUUCCGGUCACUUGUAGUCAGUGGAUGCUUCACGGAUGCAUGCGUGUUGCUGUCGUGGCAGUAUCAUUUCUCCUGGUCCAAGUUGAGCACCAGAAAAUCCCUCAUUUGAUAUCGACGGGUUUUGUCCUGCUGGCUAGGAUUGUCAUUGCAGCCGUGGUUGCUCCAACGAUCAUCCCCGCUUCCUCUAUGCGUCUUCACUCCUGCAUGAGAAAAAAUAAAACCGCUUUUUUUCACUUCGUGCCAGCUGUCAUGCCGUCCGUCUCACCGUCGAAACCUUUUUUCCUCUCUCCCCAUCCAAGAGAAACCUAGCGUUACAACUUAGAGGAGGGGGAAAAGCACGGUUCCGUCUUGCAGGGCCAGUGUGGUCAUUGCCAUGGUCACUUAGUCUGUCCACACGCGAACAAGCCUAGUGGCAUAAGCUC